Molecule: messenger RNA, 2448 nt
Organism: Spinacia oleracea (spinach)
Lineage: Eukaryota; Viridiplantae; Streptophyta; Magnoliopsida; Caryophyllales; Amaranthaceae
Product: probable methyltransferase PMT2
Exons: 8
Coding region: 254-2086 (610 amino acids)
Cellular component (GO): endosome; cytoplasm; trans-Golgi network
Molecular function (GO): methyltransferase activity
Source: RefSeq, a predicted model, not a curated record
UCUCCUAAAACAUCCCUAAAAAACACAAGUUAUCUUGUCUCACGCCGUUCAUUCCGAUGCCGCCAAUUCUCUCUCCUCUAUCUCUGUGGUUACCGCGUGGGACCCACAUCAGAUCUACUUCUUCAACUACUCUGUAAUCUUCACCUCUGCAGCAGAAGUUGAAGAAGAAGUCACCAAUUGGAAUUGUUCAUCAAUUUUCGUUUUGACUGAGUCUCUCUCCCUUUCUUCCCCGCUUUAAUGCUUUUGGCGUAAAAUGGCAAACAAAACGUCCGGUGACAAUAGAACCAGGAGUUCUUUUUCUAUAUUUAUCGUAGUCGGUUUAUGUGGCUUCUUUUAUCUAUUGGGGGCAUGGCAGAGAAGUGGGUUUGGGAAGGGAGAUAGUAUUGCUAUGGAGAUUACAAAAAGUGGGGCGGAUUGUGCGGUGCUCUCAAACUUGAAUUUCGAGACUCAUCAUGGCGGGGAGAUUAAAACCGGGGAUUCUAGUAUUAACACGAAAGUGUUUGAGCCGUGCAAGGCUAAAUACACCGAUUACACUCCAUGCCAAGACCAAAAGCGUGCAAUGAUGUUCCCGAGAGAUAAUAUGGUUUAUAGAGAAAGGCAUUGUCCACCCGAGGAAGAGAAAAUGCAUUGCCUUAUACCAGCACCAAAGGGAUAUGUAACUCCAUUUUCAUGGCCUAAAAGCCGUGAUUAUGUACCAUUUGCGAAUGCUCCUUAUAAAGCUUUGACAGUGGAGAAGGCUAUUCAAAACUGGAUCCAGUAUGAGGGAAAUGUCUUCAGAUUCCCUGGUGGUGGGACACAGUUUCCUCAAGGAGCAGAUAAAUAUAUUGAUCAGCUAGCUUCUGUGAUUCCAAUGAAGAACGGGACUGUCAGGACAGCUCUAGACACUGGAUGUGGGGUUGCAAGUUUGGGAGCAUACCUUUGGAGCAGAAACGUUAUUGCAAUGUCAUUUGCGCCUAGAGAUUCUCACGAGGCUCAAGUUCAGUUUGCUCUUGAAAGGGGAGUACCUGCUGUUAUAGGCGUUCUUGGAACAAUAAGGAUGCCCUAUCCGUCAAAUGCUUUCGAUAUGGCUCAUUGUUCUCGUUGCUUAAUUCCAUGGGGUGGAAAUGCUGGUAUGUAUAUGAUGGAAGUUGAUCGUGUUCUUAGACCAGGUGGCUACUGGGUGCUUUCAGGUCCUCCUAUUAACUAUCAGAAUAAUUACAUAUCAUGGCAACGCCCUAAGGAGGAUUUGAAGAAAGAGUAUGAUAACAUUGUAAAAGUGGCUAAACUUCUUUGCUGGGAGAAGAUACACCAGAAGGGUGAAAUAGGUGUGUGGCAAAAAAGUCAAGAUGCUGAUUCAUGUCGUAGUAAACUAGAAGAGUCCCAGGCUACCGUUUGUAAAUCCAAUCCCGAUGAAGUUUGGUAUCAGAAAAUGGAGACUUGUAUUACACCGUUCCCAAGUGAUGGUGCUGGUGAUCAACUGAAACCAUUCCCUGAGAGGUUGUAUGCAGUACCUCCCAGGAUAGCUAGUGGAUCUGUUCCUGGAAUUUCUGUUGAUGCAUACUUGAAGGACAAUAGUAUGUGGAAGAAGCAUGUAAAAGCUUAUAAAAGAAUCAAUAGCGUACUUGAUACCGGAAGAUACCGUAACAUUAUGGAUAUGAAUGCCGGGUUAGGAGGUUUUGCUGCUGCAAUCUAUUCUUCCAAAUCGUGGGUUAUGAACGUCAUGCCGACUAUAGCUAAAAAGAAUACCUUGGGUGUUAUUUACGAGCGAGGACUUGUUGGUAUCUAUCAUGACUGGUGUGAGGGUUUCUCUACAUACCCGAGGACAUAUGACUUGAUUCAUGCUAACGGCGUCUUUAGUCUAUACAAGAACAAAUGCAACUUGGAAGACAUACUUAUAGAGAUGGACCGAAUUCUGCGUCCUGAAGGAGCAGUAAUAAUUCGGGAUGAAGUAGACGUGCUCGUAAAGGUGAAAAAGAUAGUAUCUGGGAUGAGGUGGGACACGAGAAUGGUGGAUCACGAGGACGGACCAUUGGUUCCCGAGAAGAUACUGGUUGCUGUUAAACAGUACUGGACUGUUGAUGGAGGUAACACUACAUCCAACCAAUAAUCAUAAACCGAAAACACAAUAUGUGUGUCUCAUGCUUUACCCUCGGCAUCUCAUAAGUCAUACCGGUAACAGACAUUCUGAACUGAAAAUUCAUAUUUUCUGUUACUAAAUAUGUGUUUCUUUAGCCAAUGAUAUUAUUCUUCAACACCCUUCUUGAUGGCUUCCCGUGCUCGUCUCUUUUGACUUAUGGCUACCCUUAUUAGCAAUAGAUAAUUAUAGUACUCCGUUGUCGGGAGAAAGAGAUUAAUUAGUAUGGAGUAUCAGUUAUUAUCUGUCUCAUGUUCUAAUCUGUACUCCCCUCAUUUUUUUGUUGAAUCUGUAUUACUUAUUUAUAAUAGUUGCUCAUCUGAGUUAUCUCUGUA